Vicia villosa (hairy vetch) is the source of this 1479-nucleotide messenger RNA. Its product is annotated as zinc finger BED domain-containing protein RICESLEEPER 2-like. The coding region runs from base 1 to 1479 and encodes 492 amino acids. The record is from RefSeq and is a predicted model, not a curated record. Lineage: Eukaryota; Viridiplantae; Streptophyta; Magnoliopsida; Fabales; Fabaceae. Gene Ontology annotation, molecular function: DNA binding. The transcript has 2 exons.
AUGAGAGGUAAUACUGACAAGGAGGUAGCACAGUCUAGGUUAAGUGUAGGUUCUGAUAAUACUCCUAGUUUGGCAACCUGGGCAUAUAACCAUGCUAGGGUUAGAGAGGUUGCAGCUCAUAUGAUUCUAGGGCAUGAAUUUCCUUUUUCUGUUAUGGAAGGUGUGAUUUUUAAUGAAUUCCUUAAAGAGAUUUAUCCUUGGUACAAAAAGAUUAGUAGACAUCAGGUUAAGUUGGAUUGUGAAACAUUUUAUGAAGCUGAGAGAGUUAAGAUGAAAAGGUCAAUGUCACAGAUUAACAGGAUCAGUCUUACAACUGACCUGUGGUGGUCUGGUGAACAAAGAAUUGGUUAUAUGACUGUGACUGGCCAUUUCAUUGAUUCAAAAUGGCAGCUUCAUGAAAGAGUUUUAUCUUUUAAGAAUGUUCCUCCACCACAUUCUGGUGAAGUUUUAUGUAGGGAAUUGAUUAAGGUGAUGGAUGAUUGGGGUAUAAGAGAUAAAGUUGUUUCUAUUUCAGUUGACAAUGCUAGUGCCAAUGAUAAUUGUAUUUCUAGAUUGAAGAGAGAUUUUUCUGGUAGGAGAAAUCUUCCACUGGAUGGAAAAUUGUUUCAUGUUAGAUGUUGUGCACACAUCUUAAAUUUGUUGGUUCAGGAUGGGCUUGAUAUGAUAAAGGUGAUUGUGGAUAAAGUUAGGAAUAGUGUCAAAUAUUUGUUGAAUUCUGAAACAAGGUGCAAAGCAUUCAAGAAAAUUGUUGAUGAGUUGCAACUUGAGGGCAGGAUGCAAGUAUUGGAUACUAAGAACAGAUGGAACUCAACUUGGUUGAUGUUGUCCACAGCUUACCAUUACAGAGAAGUAUGGCCUAGAUAUGCUGAAGAAAAUGGAGCAUUUCUUAAUUUUUUGCCUGAUGCAAAUGAUUGGGAAGAUGUUCAUGAUAUUUGCAAGUUUUUGGAAGUUUUUGCUGAUGUGACAGGAAUUAUUAGUGGUACAUCUUACCCUACUGCUAAUUUGUUUUUGGCUGAGCUUUUCAGGGUGAAGGUUUUACUUGAUAACCCCUCUGAAAUCUCAAACAAUCCUCAGUUACAGGCCCUUGCUAAUGAGAUGAAGUUGAAGUAUGAAAAGUAUUGGGCAGAGUCUAAUACAUUGAUUUCUAUUGCUGCAAUUCUUGAUCCAAGGUAUAAAAUGAUAUUCAUCAAAUGGGUAUAUCCCUUCUUGUAUCCAAAUGCUACUCAAGCAGCUUCCUAUGAACAAGAGUUGGCAACAAACUUACACACUCUAUUCCAAUUGUAUCAAGACACCUUUGGAGUUAAUGAUGCCCCUAUUUCUGAAACUCCUGAAGUAGGAAGUAGUUUUGGAUUAGGAAAGAGAAGUUUUGAGAGGUUUUUAGAAACUGUGGUUGGUAGUUCUAAUACAAAAUCAGAUCUUGACUUGUAUCUUGAGGAGUCUCCAUUGAAGGUUCCCCAAACACCAAGUUUGAUGUUUUAA